AGCAGGUGCUGCGGGUGCUGCGGGUGCUGGGGGCAAGGGGCCACGCAUCGAGGUUCUUGCCUGGGGCCCCUGGGUGGCGGAUCUGUUGCGGGUGUACGAAAAGAGAGCCGGUGCCGUACAUGUUACCGAAGCAGCGGCAGGAGCAACGGAAGCCUCGUCAGCGGCCGCAGCCCAGCAGAUGGGGUCUCUGCAGGAGCAGCAGCAGGCCGAGCUGGCAGCCGCUGCGGCGGGUGCGGCGGAUGCAGCAAUUCAACCUCAAUCUCAACCCCAACACCCGGCCCCGCCGCAUGCCGCGGUGGCGAGCCUGCUGCGGCGCUGCGUGCGGGCGCUGCAGCUGUCACACCAGGCGGCUUCGGAAAGCGGUGACGGAAACCAUGGGGAGGCCGUCGCGUUGUUGCGUCAAGCACUUCAGCUCCUGCACCCACCCUCGCCAGCCGCAACCCACGAGCCGCCUUCAACCAACCCCGACUGCGUACCCUCCCUGGUUCUCGGCCCCAACCACAUCCUGUCCACCCGGCUGCGAGCACAACUGCUCAAGGCCGCCAUAGAUUCCGCGAGCAACAACAGCAGCAGCAACAGCAACAACAACGCUAACAGCAGUACAUGCUGGUCUACCCGCACCCUGCAUGGCCCAACCUCAGCCUGCAUUUCGCAACGCUCGCGAAACUGGAAUCUUGGCUGGGCCGACCGCGUAGGG
This is a messenger RNA of Astrephomene gubernaculifera, 697 nucleotides long. The record is from the annotation of a GenBank genome assembly. Lineage: Eukaryota; Viridiplantae; Chlorophyta; Chlorophyceae; Chlamydomonadales; Astrephomenaceae.